Messenger RNA from Closterium sp. NIES-65, 3774 nucleotides. The record is from the annotation of a GenBank genome assembly. Lineage: Eukaryota; Viridiplantae; Streptophyta; Zygnematophyceae; Desmidiales; Closteriaceae.
AUGGCGGCGGUGAUUAUCGACGAGGGACUGGCGGCGGAGGUGGCGGCGCGCGGGCAGACGGACACGUGGAAGGCCUUGGCGGAGGAGCUGCGCUUGGAUGCGGCGUCCGCGCUGGCGCUGGCCAUGGAGGAGUUUGAGGAGGUGCAGAGCGGUUCCGGGGUGGCGGCUGCGGAGAUGUCCGUGCUGUUGUGCACGGACGCUUAUAUCAGAGAGCUCAAUAACGAGUGGCGGGGUGUAGAUGCGCCCACGGACGUGCUGUCCUUCCCCCAAGACCAGCCUGCGGGGCUGUCCCCUCUGGUGCACGGCAUGCUGCAUCUGCUCGGAUAUGACCACGAGCCCCCCAAGGGAAUUUUGCAGGGCGCUGCUGACUCAGCGAUGUCAGAAGCUGAGCUGGUGGCGGCGGUGCGUGAGUCAGCGGAGCAGAUGGCAACAGAAGAGCUGCGGAUUUUGGAGGCAUUUGCAUGGCGGGGGGUGGGGUUGGUGGCUGCUGCGCUUGGGGAAGAUGGGGGAGGGGCGCAGGGAGGGGCGGAGGGAAGAGGAGAGGGAGGAGGGGAGGUUGGAGGGGAGGAGGGUGAGAAAGGGGGUGUGAAGGCAAGGAUGACAAGGAUUGGCAUGGUGCAAGGCACACUGCUCAACAGCACCAGCAAGAUCUCGCCAUUCACAGCAGAGCCUUCGAGCGCUCACACGCCAAGGGCGUGCACUGUACCAUGCCAAGGGCGUGCACUGUACCACGCCAAGGGCGUGCACUGCACACUGCUCAACAGCGCCAGCAAGAUCGCCCCAUCAACAGCAGAGGCCCUGAGAGCAGCCCACGCCAGGGGCGUGCGCGUGGCCAUCGCCACGGGCAAAGCACGGCCAGCCGCCAUGUCCGCCCUGGGCGCGGCAGGGCUGGUUGGGUCUGCUGGCAUCUUCAGCGACAAGUCGCCGGGGGUGUUCCUGCAGGGUCUGAGGGUGUACGGCAAGGGAGGGCAGGUGGUGCACAACGCGCUGCUGCCCCGCGAGGUCACUCAGGAGGGCUUUGAGUUCGCCCUGAAGCACGGCAAGGCGCUCAUUGGCUUCUGUGGGGACCGCUGCGUGACACUUGUCGAUCACCCAUUGGUGGAGGCGCUGCACACCAUCUACUAUGAGCCACGGGCGGAGGUGAUGCAGAGUGUGCACCACAUCAUCAACGAGACUCCCAUCCAGAAGCUCCUGUUUUACGACACGCCGCACGGCAUUGACGGCUUCAUUCGUCCUUUCUGGUCGGCCGCUACAGCCGGCCGUGCAACAGUGACUCAGGCCGUGCCGGACAUGCUUGAGAUUCUGCCGCCCGGGCAAUCCAAGGGGGCGGGAGUGAGAGUCCUGCUGGACCAUCUCAAGCUCUCUGCGGAGCAGGUGUCCUUCCCCACCACGCCAGAAUCGGGCCUCCGCGUUUCGCGGAGCGCAGGGAACGUGCAGGAAUCCGCGAAUGGCUCGAGCACCGCGUCGACGCCGCGCAGUCACAAAGAAAUGGAGGCGCUCGCGUACUCCUCUGGCCAGAGCCUCGCGUCGGUUCUUAACGACCCGCGCCUCGGAAAGGCCGGAAUUUACGGAACCGAGAACGCGUGGACGUGGAUUACCGCGCAGCGGCCAGUGGAGCCGGUUUUAGAGGGUCCUCCGCCUCUGCCGCCGGAAAUUCAGGAUUUUCCCAUGUCGGAAUUUCAGCCGUAUUUGCAGCGGAUGCGGGAGCCGUACGGGCGAUUCGUUGACGUGCAGGAGCAUUCCACGUGGGAGUUGGCCACUGGGGAGGCACCCGGUGCUGACGUGGACAGCGAGGGGAGAGAGGAACGGAAAGGGAAGGGUAUUCUAGCAUCGCGGUCAGAAGGUCAGGGUCUAGCAGCGUGUCUCAGGGAAAUACCCCCGGUGUAUUUCGACGAGCAUUUUGCCCUUGAGCGGAAGGAGAUUUUUGACACGGUCUGCCCGUCUCCCUCCAUUCCCGCGAAUAUGCUUCUACAGGAGAAAUUAUCGCAUUACUUAGACCUCGUCGAAGUGCACUUAGUUAAGGAAAUCUCUUCCCGCUCCGACUCGUUCUUCGAGGCCCUGGAAAAACUGGAAGAUCUGAACCGUGGGAUUGUGGAGACGUGCGAUCGCAUCCGUCUGUUGCGCGGCACGGUGGGGAUGCUGGACGAGGAUCUGCUGGAAGGAUCGCGGAAGCUGCAGGCGACCAAGGUUCGGCGGGAGAACCUGCUGCAGCUGCAUCAGAAGCUGAAGCUAGUGGCGUUCGUGCACCAGGCCAUGGCGACGUUGAAGCUGGUAAGGAGCAAUUCGACGUUCCUUACUGCCCAUCCUCCCACCCACCACCCCACCACCCAAUCCCCAUCAGCUGGUGUCAUCGGGCGACUGUGCGGGCGCGUUGGACGUGAUGGACGACUUGAAGCGCCUCAUGGAGGGCAGCGAGCUCACUGGGUGCUCGUGAUGCUGGCGUGCGCGCUUUGCUUCCUGCCCUCUCAUCAUUCCUUGCUGCCCAUGCCGCUCUUCACCACCUCUUCCCUGCCCAUCAGCUGCGGUCGUCACGCAACUCUGGUGUCCUCGGGCGACUGUGCGGGCGCGUUGGACGUGAUGGACGACUUGAGGCGCCUCAUGGAGGGGCAGGAGCUGGCAGGGCUGCACUGCUUCCGCCCCCUCAACGACCUCCUCCUCUCCUCCUCCGAUGCCGUCAACAGCCUCCUUACAGCUGAAUUUGUCCGGGAAGCAGUGCACGAUGCUGCUGACGUGGCGCCUUCCGCCAUAGUCACCAGCUUCAACAUGCAGAAGAGUGUGCCCCCAGCUGCAACGCUGCUCUCUAUAGUCAACCUCGAGCGAGAGGGCAUGGAGGAGAGGGAGGCUCGCCUGAGGGAGCAUCUGCUGCCACUCGUCAUCAGCCUGCUGCGCACAUCGCGCCUGCCGGCAGUGCUGCGGGCCUAUCGGGAUGCAGUGAAUGUGGACAUCAAGGCGGCCGUGAAGACCGUGGUGGGCGAGCUGCUGCCGCUGCUCUUCCUGCAGCACGCCGCCGCUGCUGCUGCUGCUGGUGGGGCGCCGGGUGGUGCAGGAGGCGAGGGGGGCGACGCUGCAGCCGAUGCCCUCAAUGCGCCAUCGCUCGCCCUCAAGCUCCGUGCCCUCGCCCCGCCUGCCUUCGUCCACUUACUGCUCGCCGUCUUCUCUGCCGUCCAGACCCGCCUCGUGCGGGCGGCAGCCGUUCGGAACGUAGUGUCUGGCAUUGCCACCGCCGGAGCUGCUGCCGGUGCUGCUGCCACGGCCGCCGAGCCUGCCGUGGGGUACGAGGCUGCUGCCGUGGCUGCGGCGUUUGCUUCGGGGGCAGAGCUAGUGGUGGCUGCCGAGGCUGCUGAGUCGAAGCUGCUGGGGAGAAAGGGGGUGGGAAAAGGCUUGGGAGGGGGAGGGGCGGCAGGUGGCGUUGGGGGAGCAGCAGGGAGUGGGGAGGCAGCGGGGGGCGAUGUGAGCAGCGUGACUGCUUUAGCCACGUCCAAGCAGCUCAGAGCGGACGUGCUGAGGGAGAAUGCGGAGGCAGUGAGCGAUGCAUGCGAGGUGGCGCACGGGCGGUGGGCGAAGCUGCUGGGCGUGCGAGCACAGGUGCACCCGAAGCUGUCUUUGGGCGACUUUGUGGACAUGUACGCUGUCACCUCCGACUUCAUUGCCUCCACUGAACGGGUGGGCGGCAGGCUGGGCUACAGCAUACGGGGCGCGCUACAGUCGCAGGCCAAGGCGUUGGUUGAGACACAUCACUCGAAGGAGGUGAGGUGCAGCAGUGGAGGGAGGUGA